AUGUCACUUUCAACAAUACGUGUUACAGUUGAUUAUAUUUAUGCUAAAGAUCUUGUGGCAGAUGCAGUAAAGAAAGGAGCUCUUCGCAAACGGGGCAAAGUCACAUCCUCAGGACAGCUCUGUGUCAGGGUUAUAGUUGUGUCUUUUUGCAUUCCAGAGUCUCAGGAGUGUCUAAUAGCAAAUCACAGUGAUGAGAAUGAGACACAAGUGAUGAUAAGACUGGCUACUCAUUACUUCUCAAAGCUGUCAGUGUCGAAAAGUUUUAUCAUGGAUAAGAAUGCAUCCGAUAAAGGAAGCAAAUGCUCUUGUUGGAAUUCAGAGAAUGACUUCUUGGAUUAUUUUGGUGACACGUCAAUUGGUAACAAGGAUGUUUGGCAUGGUACCUUAGAUGUCAUGUUAGAUAACUGUGACAUUGGAGUAGGUUUUACCUCUGAACCUGAAGAUAUAAGUCCUGGAGAACGAGCAGAAAUAAAAUGUAAUGACUUGGGGUCAGUUUCCACAAGAGACCAAGCUCUAGCUAAGACAAUAACUUUCUCUUUUUUGCAAAAGCAGAGGCACUCAUUGACGAUGGACCAUUAUUUAAUCCCUUGCAUUUUGGCAUCCAGCACAGAAGUUCAGUACUUUUUUUAUGAUUGUGAUAAUGAUAUCUUAUUGCAAAGUAGAAAAUAUCCGCUUUUUGUUUCUACUGGUGAAAAACUUGAGCUUAGCUACCAAACAAUUUUAAGUACUUGGCUUGUCUUGAAUUACAAGUACUUAUGCUCAGGACCAACAAAAUAUAUUCUUGAUGCUCCUAAAGCAGGAUUUCCAAAGUUUGCUGGUCCUGCUCUUAAAGUCUACAAAUCAAAUUUAAAAUUUCAAAAUGUUUGUGACAGUUUAAAUGGUAGGUCGGAUAAAGCUCUUUAUGACCCAACACCUGCAAUAUACGAAGGAAGGUUUGACUCGUGUCCAUUUAAAUGGCCAGAUGAACCAUUUGAAAUUUGACAUAGUGUGAAGAUUAUUAUAAUGAUUCAGAAAUGAUAGACAGUGUUCUAAGUUACAACACCAGAUAACUUGCUUGAUAUUAAUCCUUUUGAUUGAGGUAGGGAUCAGUGGGUCAAGGUCACCAGUGCUAAAAAUAGAAUUUUGCUCAUUUUGUCUUUAAAGCCUUUAUUUAUUUACAGAUGUACAAUAGAAACACCCUAAUCCGGCAGUGAUUUUUUUUGCAUAAUGGGUCCUGACUAUAAAUUUAAGAGUUCCAAGUUUAACUAAUGAAUCCCAAAAUAAAGAAAUUAAGAUGCAAUGGAGAGAAAAAAAGUAACAUGUAUGCCUUUGAUUUGUUUAUUUAAUAAUCAUUUCUUAAUAAACAAAUCAAAUGCAUACAAGUUACUUUUUUUCUCUCAAUUGCAUCUUGAUUUCUUUAUUUUAAGACUACCAGACUCUCCUAGUUCAUGAAGAAAUUCUAACAAUGACUUAGACCUAAAGCUAUGUCUUUAUUUACCAACCAGUGUAAUGCUUUAAAUAACUCCUUAACAGCAGCAUCAUACUGAAGAGUCAUGUUUAUGAUGUGCAGAAUUAAAUUUUUUUAUACACCCGUUUUUCAAGGGUCGUAGUAAAGUUUCUUCCUGGCAGGCGGGUGUUGUCCGAUUUUUGUCCGGAGCACAUCUCAGAUAAAAAUAUGAAAAUGUGUGUUGAGACCAUUUAGUCAUCAUUUAUUGAGGGAUUGAAUUACAAAUGGUAAUUAUCAUGACUACUGGUGUGAAAUAUGUAAUUUAGGUUAAUAUAUGCAAGGUCAAGGUCACUAAAGGUGAUAAAAUAUAGAGAUUUUGUCAAGAGCAUAUUUUCUGCACAUGUGAAGGGAUUCUAAUGAAACUUCCACUAUGAGAAGCUUAGUGGCGCUCAUGAACCAGGCCUCUGGGUCAAAGGUCAAGCUCACACUUGAAGGUCAUUGAAAAACGCUUGUCCGGAGCAAAACUUCUACAUGCACUGAGGGAUUUUAAUAUAACUUUGCACAAAUGUUAACUAUUGUGAGGGGGAGUGUUGCAUGCAAAAUUUAGCUCCCUGCGGUCAAGGUCACACAUUGGGGUUAAAGUUCAGAUAAAAAUAUGAAAAUGUGUAAUAGGACCAUUUAGUCAUCAUGUAUUUAGGGAUUGGAACACAAAUGGUCAUUAUCAUGACCACUGGUGUGAAACAUGUAAUUAAGGUAAAUAUGUGCAAGGUCAAAGUCACUAAAGAUGAUUGUCAAGGUCACUAAAGAUGAUAUAAUAUAGAGGUUUUGUCCAGAGCAUAUCUCCUACACAUAUGGAGGAAUUCUAAUGAAACUUCAUACAAAUGUUCACCACUAUGAGAAGCCGUGUAAUGCGCAUGAAGCAGGCCUCUAGGUCAAAGGUCAAGGUCCCACUUAGAGGUCAUUGAAAAAUGCUUGUCGCAAGCAAAACUUCUACAUGCAUAGAGGAUCAAUAUAGCUUGUCACAAAUGUUCACUUUUGUGAGGCGGAGUGUCGUUAGCAGAAUUUAGGUCAUUGCUGGGUCCAGGACAGAUAGACGCCUGAUAGUCUUGUUGUUGAGUGGCAUCUUCUGAGCUGCCACCACAUACCCGUGCAGGAUGUCGGAGUACAACUGACCCAGUGUUGGUAUUUCUAGUCCAUGCGUGCCUUGUUUAGCUCAGCAAAGGCACACUUUCCAACCGCUAGUUCUUUGUCCGACUUUUGGAGAUUCUUGUCAGUGACAUCCAAAUUGACCAAAGCUUUCAUUCUGUCAGGAAUGUGUUCUGGCUUUAUGAACAUAGCGAGAAACUGUGUCGUCAUAUCAACAAUACAGGCAUGGAGCGUGUGAAUGAGGGGGCUUUAGGACUGAAAGACCUUCACAAAGCCCUGGAACUCGCAUAGCAACCCUCUGCAUAAGUUCAGGACUACCAGCUGGAGCAGGAUGAUGGCAGCCUGGGCCUCAUCAGAAACAUUGUGGUCCUUGAAUACUGUGCUGAUUAAGUCCCUGAAAUAUUGAUAUUACACAUAUGCAAAAAUAUAAUACAAAUAACUCUAAAGUAAGAAGUCUGACAAUUUAAUGAAUUUAUCAUUUACUGAUUUACAAAUUUUGAAUUACAAAUACAAGCAUUUUAAAUAACUGAAUCAUAUUGUUUAAAGUUUAUCAGUCAUUGCUAAUGGUUUAUAAAUUCCUUUCAUAUUAUUUAAAUUAACUAAGUUGCUUAUUUUGUGAAAAGUUAUAUAAAUAAUAAUAUUAAAAUCACAACACUUGUGACUAAUAUCGGC
This is a messenger RNA of Ruditapes philippinarum (Manila clam), 3244 nucleotides long. RefSeq lists its product as uncharacterized. The transcript is spliced from 3 exons. The record is from RefSeq and is a predicted model, not a curated record. Lineage: Eukaryota; Metazoa; Mollusca; Bivalvia; Venerida; Veneridae. The coding region runs from base 1 to 981 and encodes 326 amino acids.